CUGCCCGCCAACUUCACACACUCAACUCAAGCUCGAAUCCCAUUCAUUGCCUCCCAACAACCAUCCCCGCCGCCCCUCCGCCCCUCCGCCGACGAAACACUUUUUGCGAGAUACGCACCCGCAUUCCCACCGAAUCACUUCUACACCCAUCCGACCAACCGCAGACAGAACGCAACUAUGGAUACACUUGUGGCGCGGUACAGCCGCCCGUCGUACCAUCAGAACGAGACGUUCACGGAGGAGGAGCAGCAAGACCUCACUGAUACCGUCCCCAGUCUGAAGUUUGCCAUGCCGCCGGUCGCACAUCCGUCAGCGUGGCUGCGCGCAGUAACAGACGACCGGUCGAACCCGUCGUGCCCGAUCAAGAUUGCCCACGGGACAACGACGCUCGCCUUCCGCUUCCAGGGCGGCAUCAUCGUUGCGACGGACUCGCGCGCGACGGCGGGCAGCUGGAUCGCCUCGCAGACGGUCAAGAAGGUGAUCGAGAUCAACUCGGACCUGCUCGGCACCAUGGCGGGCGGCGCGGCCGACUGCCAGUACUGGCUCGCCUGGUUGGGCAUGCAGUGCCGGCUGCACGAGCUGCGGCACAAGCGCCGCAUCAGCGUCGCGGCCGCGAGCAAGAUCCUCGCGAACCUGGUGUACCAGUACAAGGGCAUGGGCCUGUCGAUGGGCACCAUGUGCGCCGGCGUCACCAAGGAGGAGGGCCCGGCGCUCUACUACAUCGACUCGGACGGCACCCGCCUGGCCGGCGACCUGUUCUGCGUCGGCUCCGGCCAGACCUUCGCCUACGGCGUGCUGGACGCCGAGUACCGCUGGGACCUGACGACGGAGGAGGCGCUGGAGCUGGGCAGCCGCAGCAUCCUGGCGGCCACCCACCGCGACGCCUACUCGGGCGGCUUCAUCAACCUGUACCACGUCAAGGAGUCGGGCUGGGAGAAGCACGGGUUCACCGACACCAACCCGGUCUUCUGGAAGACCAAGCUGGAGAAGGGCGAGUUCAGCAACGUCACGAGCGAUCUCGCCGAGUGAAUUUGGUCGGUAUGGGGUCAAAACUUUGUUAUUCUUUCCACCCCCCCUUUUUUUUUCUCCUUCCUCCUCUC
This is a messenger RNA of Thermothelomyces thermophilus ATCC 42464, 1100 nucleotides long. RefSeq lists its product as uncharacterized. Gene Ontology annotation, cellular component: proteasome core complex. Lineage: Eukaryota; Fungi; Ascomycota; Sordariomycetes; Sordariales; Chaetomiaceae. Gene Ontology annotation, molecular function: threonine-type endopeptidase activity. The record is from RefSeq and is a predicted model, not a curated record. The transcript has 2 exons. The coding region runs from base 178 to 1029 and encodes 283 amino acids.